AUAUGUAUAAUUACUGCCCCACUAAUUUCUGAUCGAAUUUCCAUCAGAAAUUAGCCAGUGGAAUUUUAACUAUACGCAUUAGCGUGUAUGACCCUCUAUUUUUGAGCCAUUCUUCCGAGGAGCUUCAUCAGAUUGUGAUAAAUAUCUGAUAAAUAAAUAAAAAAGGCAUUAAACUAGUGUGUAAAUGAAUAAUUAUGACUAUCAUAACUAUUAAUUGCCGUCCCUGCUUCCCAAACCCCUCUAAAAAGCCGGCCAGAAUCCUACUUUUCAACCCCUCAAAUCUCAAUUUCUUAUUCUUCUUUACAGUUUCAAUCUUUAUUAUUAUUAUACGUAGUUGAGAUUUAUGUAUUGAUUUGUAAGUGUUUAUGAAGCAAAACUGGGUAUAGGAAGUGGCCACCGACAAUUUCAGAUCUUCAGUUUCGAUCCAAAUGAUCUGUUUCCGUAGCUCAAUUUCGAUUGACCAGCAGUUAGCCAUGUCCAAAUCUGGGAUUUCGAAUGAUCCUUGUCUGAAAAUGAAGCAUAUUAAUCAGUUCCAUAAGAAUAGAAGGACAUCUCAAAAUCAGUUGAAUGUUCCGGCUUGUGAACGAUCUCGCUCUGCCAUAAUUGAUGUGAUAAUAUUGAUUGCUGUUAUUGGUGCAUUUGGGUUCUUGUUGUAUCCAUAUUUCAAGGCUUUAGUGCAUAGUACUGUUGAACUUGGUGGAGAAGUUGUAGACGUGAUGAGAGAGGAAAUUGUUCGUGCUCCGAUGGUGUUUGGAUGUUUAGGACUUAGCAUUUCGUUCGCUGCAAUAGCGUUAAUGGCGAUCACAGUAUGUACAGAUAGGAAAUGCGGGAAACCAGGCUGUCGUGGGCUUAAGAAGGCUGCUGAAUUUGAUAUACAACUGGAGACAGAGGAGUGUGUUAAAAAUUCAACUUGUGGGGCAAAAAAUGGGUUAAAAAAUGGACUAUUUCAAUUAUCUCGCGAUCACCAUAGGGAAUUGGAAGCUGAGCUCAAGAAGAUGGCACCGCCUAAUGGAAGAGCAAUUCUGGUUUUCCGAGGAAGAUGUGGAUGUUCUGUGGGCAGAAUGGAGGUUCCAGGAUCACGAAAGACUCGAAAGGCUAAGAAAUAGUUUUGUUUAACAUACUUUACAGAAGCAUAUAUGAAACUAAAGUAGCCAUAAUGAUUAGCAUAUCCUUUCUGAACAAUAUACAUUUGAAUAAGCUCAGUGGAAUAAACAGUGGACAAUAGACGUUAUCAAUUAUAGUAGGAACAUAUAUUUCAUUAGCUUUACUAUUUUAUAAAGUAUACUUAUUCUCUUUUAACAGUUGAUUAGGUGUUGCUUAUCAUCUUGUGGUUCUUUGCUCUUUACAUGGAUGAUGUCUUAGAUUCAGAAGAAGGUCCAUCUUGUUGUUUUCC
Molecule: messenger RNA, 1393 nt
Organism: Olea europaea var. sylvestris
Lineage: Eukaryota; Viridiplantae; Streptophyta; Magnoliopsida; Lamiales; Oleaceae
Exons: 2
Coding region: 429-1106 (225 amino acids)
Source: RefSeq, a predicted model, not a curated record